Messenger RNA from Uncinocarpus reesii 1704, 819 nucleotides. RefSeq lists its product as uncharacterized. The transcript has 2 exons. The record is from RefSeq and is a predicted model, not a curated record. The coding region runs from base 1 to 819 and encodes 272 amino acids. Lineage: Eukaryota; Fungi; Ascomycota; Eurotiomycetes; Onygenales; Onygenaceae.
AUGGCUUGGGCCGACAUCCUUCAUGAAGCUACGCGACGGCCGCCAUCUCCACGAACCGAGAAUGUCUACUACCACACUUGCUUCGUCUAUAGCCCACAAAAUCCUUCGAAACGAUACCCCCCUAUUAUUGCGUACUUGUCCCGUUGCGCUGGUGUUCGGAUACGGGAGAUUGAUCUGGACUGGAAGAAGAACCCUCGUAUUGUGGUAAACGACUUGAUCGUUAAUCAGACUAUGAGUCAAUCCGACUUUGAAGAGAUCCUGCGGCAGGCUAUACACCAGUCCGGUGAAGAAAAUACGGGAAGUCGAAAUGACAACGACUAUGCACGUCAGCUCCUACUUCACUUCCAACCCACGUUCGGCCUUCAAUCAUUCGCACGGACGACAUCAGAUAUAUACCUCGUGACUUUAAAAUCUGGAACGGAAGAUGAUCUGUGGGAACCCGAUCCUCCGUCUUACGACCCGCCCUCGAGCUGCUCCAUGCUUACUUCCAGUCGGGCCCGUGAAAUUCGCUUGUCAUGGCGACAACAUACUGCAUAUAUUCAGGAAGAUACCGCUCCUCUCCCAUUCAAUAAUUCCGGUAAUACGCCAAUCCAGGCCCUUUCCGAUUCCGACGUUCUCAACCGGGAUGUUAUGUGGACAGAGGUCUCCAUGCGUGAAAACGAAUCUUGGUGUCUCUUCAACGCUGCGAAGCUUUUUUCAGCGUCUUCUCAAGGGCGUCGGCGGCGGUUGUUUUUCACCGGGCUAACUCAUGAGCCUUGGCUAUCGAAUUCGAUCUCGGUUUCAAACGGGUUACAAAAGCAGUUUUUGAACGGAUGGUAA